AUGAUCAAGGUUGUUGGUAGUGACUGUCUGGGGAAGAAAGUCUGCAUUAAAUGCAAUACUGAUGACACCAUUGGGGACCUUAAGAGGCUGAUCACAGCCCAAACUGGUACCUGUUGGAAAAACAUGGUAUUGAAGACGGGGUACAUGACUUUUAAAGACCACAUGUCUCUGGGGGACUAUGAAACCCAUUAUGGGAUGAACCUGGAGCUUUAUUACCAAUAG
Molecule: messenger RNA, 222 nt
Organism: Odocoileus virginianus texanus
Lineage: Eukaryota; Metazoa; Chordata; Mammalia; Artiodactyla; Cervidae
Source: RefSeq, a predicted model, not a curated record